Diorhabda carinulata is the source of this 606-nucleotide messenger RNA. RefSeq lists its product as uncharacterized. Lineage: Eukaryota; Metazoa; Arthropoda; Insecta; Coleoptera; Chrysomelidae. Gene Ontology annotation, molecular function: odorant binding. The transcript has 2 exons. Bases 44 to 430 code for a protein of 128 amino acids. The record is from RefSeq and is a predicted model, not a curated record.
UCAGAAUUAUAAGUUUCUCCAACACUUGUUUUAUCACAUCACCAUGAGGAUAACAAUAAUUCUGUUAAUGUCGUUCUGUUUGGUCAUAGCAGAGCCUGAUGCACCCAAAUUCGACCAUCCCAAAAUAAUAGCAGGUAUCGCAGAAUGCUCUAAUACAAAAGGUAUUGACAUACAAAUGUUAUUUGAUGCCCUUAAGACAGAUGUAGACGAUGCUCAAAUGAAAGACUACAAUUAUUGUAUAUUGAAAAAAAUCGACUUGAUAAAAGAUGAUGGAACACCAAAUACAGAAGUUGCUAAGGAGUACGCCGAAAAAUUCUUUCCGGAAAUAAGUGAAGUUUUAUUGAAUACGUGUUACAAAGGUAAAGGAGAUCCUGUGGAGGUAUCUUACAUCAUUAGUAAAUGUGUAUCAAGCUUUCAUGUGUUUGAUUGAAAUAUCUGUAAAAAUUAUUUCAAUCUAUUCAGUUAUUAUAAAAGUAGAAAUUACAUCUAAUGAAUAGGUGAAUGAAUAAAUAGAAUCGUUCAAGUAAGUGAAACAUUUUGUUAUUAUUUAUAGCUUCCCUUGUAAAAACACCAGGUUGCCCUUAAAAUUAUAUUAUUUCUGAAAAA